Hydra vulgaris (swiftwater hydra) is the source of this 3695-nucleotide messenger RNA. Lineage: Eukaryota; Metazoa; Cnidaria; Hydrozoa; Anthoathecata; Hydridae. The record is from RefSeq and is a predicted model, not a curated record.
UGCAUUUAAAAAAGAUUAAUGUCCGCAUUUUAAACUGACUGCCAUGGUUUGAGGAUUGAAAAAAAUAUCUCAGUUUUUAAAUCUGAUAAAAGUUGUUAAAUUGUGUUGCAUAUCCAUUACAAUAUAUGCUUCGCACAUAGUACCUCGGCAAUUAGAUACUAAAUUAUGAAAAUUAUGAAAUAAUCUACCAACAUAGAAGUAUAAAGCUAAGAUGGAGAUCAUUAAAAAAUGUGAAGAAAUGAGUGAAAUUUAUUGUUUUAAUAAAAAGGCUGAUAAAAAUCACUAUAUUAUAUUCUGCUUUCUUUGCAAAAAAAAAGUAAGUGGUCAAAACGAAAUUUUAAAGCAUUGUGAAACUAGUGUGCACAAAGCUAAAUCUUUAUUAUUUAACAAACUUGAAGUUGAUCCUAAAGAUCUCUGAAGACACAAGUUGGGAAAGUGCCAAGUUUUAGCAAAUUGGAACAACUUAAAAAAAAAUGUAAGGAACACUUUGAAGCUAUGAAUAAUAAUUAUGAAAUUCAAUUAAACAAUUUAUUGGAGCAACAACUGUUGACAACAGAACGCUUGACAAAAAAAGAUCUAUGUUUGAGAAAUGAAAUAUGUAAACAGUUUGAAGAAUGCUUAAAAAAAAUGAUUGCUCCGGACCUACAUUGUCAACUGCAUGGUUCUUCAUUAACAUUGCUUGGGUUUAAAGAUUCAAAUGUUGAUAUUAUUAUCAAAUUUGAUAUGCAGAAAAUUAUAGAGUUUAAUCCAUUAAUGUCUGACUCUCUAUGUUUUUAUUCUCUGGUAGCGGAAGUGAUUCAAAAGCAAACGUGCUUUUAUUCAGAUCUUGAGAACAAUCUUGAUAUGAAAAAUGCUAAUAUUAAAUUUAAAGAUAUAAAAAGUGGACUUUCAUGCUGCAUAGCUCUUGUUUACAGUAAGUGUUAUCAAACAUCUGAUUUAAUAAUCAAGUACACCAAUGUUGAUGAGAGAUGCGCUAAACUGGCUAUGUUAAUAAGAAUGUGGAGCAAGGCUUGUGGUCUGGACAAUGCUGAUAAUGGAGGAUUAUCACCAUACUGUUUUGUAUUAAUGGUAAUUAAUUAUCUUCAACAUACCGAGCCACCUGUCCUUCCUAUAAUAAAAGUUACUGGUUGCGAAUAUGAAGUUGAUAAGUUAGUUGACCAGGAAAAUGAAGACAUGUACUCAAUACCUUAUAAUGAAGUUCAAUGUUGGAAAAGUAAGAACACUGCUUCUAUUGCUGUUUUGUUUAUUGGUUUUCUACAUUACUUUUUGGGAACAUUUCACCAUAAAUCAAUGAUUGUUAACAUUAGACAGCAUGCACCUUUCUUGCGUGAUCUUGAAAGAUAUGGGAAUCGUCGGUUUGUUAUUUUAGAUCCAUUUAUAAAGAAAACAAAUGUUGGCAAAUCUUUAGGAUCGCAAUCAGUGAUGAACUAUCUUACAAAAUGUAUGGAAAUAACAUACAAGUACUGCAUUUCUUUCAAAAAUAGAGUUGAAUCACAUUUUAUGAAAGAGAAUACAGAGCUGAAAGAAAACGUUGGUGAAAAUGAACUUGAUAAUGGUCAUCAUGAUUUAGAAGAAAAGCUUAAUGAGGAACAAGUCAUACAUUUUGCUAUAAACAAGCUUUUAAAGGAAUUGUUAGAUAAUGUUACAAAGGAAAUUUCAUGCGUUAGAUCUUUCCACUUUCAUACCACAAGUUUUUCCCCAAAAACUCCAUUUCCAAAGUUUUGCUCUUCGUGUAAAUCAGAUGGUCAUGGUCACACUUCUUGUAAAGUUGAGAAAUUGAUAGUAAAACCUUUGCAACCUUUGAAUAAAGCUAAUAUAAAUAUUCUUAAUCAAGUUUGUGUAGAAGUGAUGACAACUUGUGAAAUGACUGAAAAAGAACUUGAUUUUCGAUUGAUGAUCUUGAAGAAAACUGAGAAUCAUCUUAAGAAGAUUUUUAAUGAUAGUUGCCGUCUUUUAUUGUUUGGUUCUUGUGUGAAUGGUUUUGGUUUUCAAAAUUCUGAUUUGGACAUAAGUCUAUGCUUUGAAACUGAUACUCCACCAAAAGAUUUUGACUAUCAACGCACUAUUAGUCAGAUAGAAAAAAAGUUGAGAAAAAGUUUAAAAUCUUCUAUAUUCUAUAAAGUAGAUUCUGUAAAGUCUGCCAAAGUUCCAAUUGUUAAAUUUUGUGUAAGAAACAGCAAUAUUCAAGGCGACAUUAGUUUAUACAACUGCUUAGCAAUUGCUAACUCUAAAUUGUUAAAAACUUAUGCAAUGAUCGACACUAGAGUAAAAAUUAUGGGUUACUGCAUCAAGUAUUUUGCAAAAAUUUGUGACAUAGGUGAUGCUUCUCAUGGUAGUCUCUCUUCAUAUGCAUACAUUUUACUAAUGUUAUACUAUUUGCAACAUUGUGAACCACCAGUUAUUCCUGUUUUACAAGAACUUGCAGUUGAUAAAAAAAAGACAUUCUUAAUUGAUGGAAAAGAUACAUGGUUUUUUGAUGAUAUUCAAAAUCUUGAUACAGUGUGGAAAGAUUAUGGAAAAAAUAAACAGACCUUAGCAGAACUUUGGAUUGGAUUUUUCAACUUUUACGUUGAGAAGUUUUUUUUCAAAAGAUUUGUUAUAGCCAUUCGACAAAAAAACUCUCUUUCAAAGUGUCAGAAGGAAUGGUGGAAUUGCUCUAUGGCAAUUGAAGAUCCUUUUGAUCUUGACCAUAACUUGGCCGCAGGGGUUAAAGAUGAUAUGUUUGAUAAAAUCAUGUCAUGCUUCAACAGGGCUCGCUCACACUUUGGUUCUCCUUUCUCUAAUUCAAGAAAACUCAGCAACAAAGAAUAUUACUUUAAUGGUUCUUAUUUUACAGAUGGUUUUGUUCCAAAUGAUAGUGGUAAAAUUAUCAAAGUUGACAUUGAUAAAAAUGGUGAAAAAAAAUUGCUGACCAAAGAUAAUGAUUUGAGAUGCUUUUACUGUGGUCAAAGUGGUCAUUUUAAAAGAGAUUGUACUUUUCAAGGUCGUCUACAAAGUCAGAACAGUAAUUUAAGAAAUCAAAAAUGCCGUGACUAUCAAACAAACGACCAAAAAACGCAAAUUGCAAACAAAACGAAAUUAGAAAAUCUUAUGCGGAAAAAAGAUUUUUCAAAAAAUGAAAAUGCUCAUAGAGAAAAUGGUUUUGAAAAACAUCAUAAUGGGUUAAAUGACGAGUUUCCUGCGCUUUGUUCAGUUAAGCAAAUUGGUUCUGGAGAGAAUUGUUUUCUUGGAAAGCAAUCUUUCGCACAACAUGCUUCACAACAACAACACAACACAACACAAUUAGAAAAUGUUUCAAAUUUGCCUUUCUAUUCUAAAGUUGUUACUAACCCAACAACUGGUAAGCGUGAUGUUGGUAACACAAAACCAGUUAGCAAACGACAUGAUGCUAAUCUUGUUUCCUCUAAUACGAAAUCGUCUACAAACCAAAGCAAUAUUAGGCAAGACGUUUCUAAUAAAAUUGAAAGUCAAAAUAAUAAGAAGAAAGAUCUGUCUAAUAGAAAUACAUCCAUAAAUCAAAAUAAUGCUAGGCGAGACGUCUCUUAUAAAAAUGGAAGUCAAAAUGGUCCUACAAAUUACUAUCGAUCUGAUAUAUCUGAUACUAGAAAAUAGUGUAGUUAUUUUUAAUAUUCUUUUUUGAUGAUUUUUAUUGAUGUUGAUGGAGGACUUUUUUGAAUUUGUAUUAAAAGGCUCGC